AUGUUUGUGGCCACCGAGUGUACGCCGGAAGUGUCCACCUCGGACAUUGUGGCACGCACCGUCAAGGAUUACGAUCUCUUUGUGCGCCGAAAUCUGGCACGCGGAUACACCGCCAAGGAGCUGAAUGUCUCCUUUCUCUCAGAGAAGAAGUUCCUUCUGCAAAAUAAAAUGCAUGAACUGAAGGAUCGGGGCAGGCGGGCCUUUGGCCGCAAACGUCUGUUCCCUAUCUGGCGCGAGUCGAAGGGCAAGAUAAUGAGUGCCUGGGGCUCAAAUACUUCCCUGGCAGCAGAAAGCUAUUUUGAUUCCGAUCAGAACGAUAGUGAGGAUGAGUAUAUGGACGCUAUGUCAACAAGCGACAGUGUGCUGGAAGUGCAUGCCGCUGCUGCAGACCUGCAGCAGCAAAAGGCAGCAGGAACAGGCAAGAGGCAAGAGCGACAGAAGAGGCACCAGGAGCAGGAGCAGGAGCAGCUGCAGCAUAUGCUGCAACCGGAAGCAAAUGUGCAGCAACAGCAUCCAGGAGCGCAGAGCUUUCCACUCACAGACAGAGAGAGAGAGGCAUAA
Molecule: messenger RNA, 561 nt
Organism: Drosophila guanche
Lineage: Eukaryota; Metazoa; Arthropoda; Insecta; Diptera; Drosophilidae
Product: putative choline-phosphate cytidylyltransferase
Exons: 3
Coding region: 1-561 (186 amino acids)
Biological process (GO): CDP-choline pathway
Molecular function (GO): choline-phosphate cytidylyltransferase activity; phosphatidylcholine binding
Source: RefSeq, a predicted model, not a curated record